Lytechinus variegatus (green sea urchin) is the source of this 3233-nucleotide messenger RNA. Its product is annotated as sphingomyelinase C-like. NCBI's taxonomy places the organism in Eukaryota, Metazoa, Echinodermata, Echinoidea, Temnopleuroida, Toxopneustidae. The transcript is spliced from 4 exons. Gene Ontology annotation, molecular function: sphingomyelin phosphodiesterase activity. The record is from RefSeq and is a predicted model, not a curated record. Bases 489 to 1808 code for a protein of 439 amino acids. Gene Ontology annotation, cellular component: extracellular region.
ACCGUAAAUAGUUUGCCUUCGAGUAGGCCUAUCCAUUUUUGGUUGCAAGGGCCAAUGCAUGGUCAGUUCGUUGAUAAAAUCUUCACAAUGGAGGGGUUUUUAUGCCUUCAAAGAUUAAAAUCUUCUUACACGAAUGAUCCUUCGAUUUAAAGCACAUUUUGUAGACGAUGGGGGAUUCGUAUUUAAAACCAUGUGAGUUCUUGAUUUCUCUGGUGUAACUGUCCGAGCGGUGAACCUAUUGUUCAGUGGGAAUAUCUAUUGUUUCAUUCCCCCUAUAUAUGACGUCACGGAUAUACGCCAAUGCUUGAUUUCUUUACACAUGAAUAAUCUUUCGACUUCGAGCGUUAUUUAAAAGAGGAUAGAAAGUUGUGGAAAAAGGUUUCUCUUCAACCUUGUUGGUAGCUCUCGUCACUCAUCAGCAACCUGUGUCUUGUCAAGUAGAGGGUUAAAGGGACUACGUCUUCAUCAGGGUAAAACAACCUUUGAUCAUGAACGUGGCAGUGAAGUUCAUCAAUCACUACUAUCUUGUCCUGAUUCUCGUGGGAGCGGUCAGUGGUCACCCAGAUCUUUGUAUAGUGAACGACACUACUCCAAUUGUAUGGUUAGGUGGUGAGCAACAAGGCUAUGACUGUCAAGAUGAAACGCCACCUUGUCCACACUUUGGUCUCAAGUCCAUCUGUCAUGAUGAUGAUGGUGGAGAUUUUCCUCCGUGCUUAAACGAAACCAAACUCCUCUGUGCCUCUCCACCGGCAGUUCCUUUGACCAAUCCUACAGAAGUUUCAACCCUUCGAGUUCUUGCAUAUAACAUUCUUGAACUACCUUACCCAUUUUUUCAAGGCGGUCAAAGGGAGCGAACAUGUCGGAUUCCCCAUGAACUAUUUAGGCUGCAUCCCGACCUUGACGUCAUUGUCUUCAACGAAUUGUUCCAAGGAGGGUGUUUCUCUAUCGUCAACCCUUACACCAAUUCAAGCGUUCUCAGUUUCAGGGACAUUCUAACCCAACAUGGCUUUGGUUAUUUCACCGAAAACGUUGGAGAGCCCUUUUCAUCUCCCCUCGUAGUAAAUGGUGGGACCUUUAUUGCUUCACGAUGGCCUAUCGUGAGGCACGACAGUCACGUCUUUACGGUUGCUGAUAAUACCACAUUGGAUGCUCUGUCUGCUAAAGGGGCAGUAUACGCUGAGAUCGUUAAAACAGUCGGAGAUUCCGAGAUGACCUAUCAUAUCUUUGGUACGCACAUGCAAGCUUCUGAGUCACCAUCUGAGAUAACUGACAGAGUUCGUGUUCAGCAAGCAGGAGAAAUACGUGAACUGAUGGAGAAACAGAACAUAUCUUCUACAGAACCAGUCAUAUAUGCAGGAGAUUUAAAUGCUGAAAAUGGAACGUCUCAUGGAACUGAUGUCGUCGCCACGUUAAAUGCCACCCAACCGCCGAAUAUUGGAGAGUAUGUCUACACGUUUGAUGGACCAAUAAAUGAUCUCCUUGGACCGACUGUUGAUGCUAAUUAUACAGGUUGGCUCGAUUAUGUACUGUACAGCAACAAUCAUCUGCAGCCUUUACAUUCAUCUGUGGAUGUGGUACGCCCUCGACUCGACCAACCCAUAGAAAUCUGCAUAUCUGCUAAUGAGUCCAUUCCAAUUUACGCAGCAUCUAGUCGAUGUCUCCAACGUCUCCAAACUCGGGAUCUAUCUGAUCAUUUCGCGGUGCUAGGUGUCUUUGAGUUCCCAUCGUCAGCAGUUGACACUUUUAACACGCUUUCAAGCUUUCUUUGUAUAUUAACUGGAGUAAGUGUCAGUCUUUUCAUUCACUAAUGAAGAGGUUUUACAAUGUGUGUAGUUGGUCUAUCUGGAUAUUGCAAGAGCGACAUUUUCUUUAGCUGUUUGCAAGGUAUAAUUAUGCUUUAUAAAUGACUUGAAUUUGGUAAUACGAUCCGAAUGCGGUUCUCGGUGUCUUUCAAUCGUUCUGCUAAAAUUGAAAUAACACGUUCUACGCACAACUCGAAACUCCAUUAUUAUUGAAACUCUUCUGAUCUUGACGCUACAAAAUGCAUUUUUGCCAAAAUAAAACUAGGAUCAUUUGAAAUACAGUCACAUUUAAUUUGUAAGAAAAUCUGAAAAAAUGAUAAAUGUAGCACUUAUUUUAUAUUCCACUCAUUCUCAAGGUUACGUGCAACUCCACAUACAGCCCAAUGAAAGUUUCUCCUGAUGGUCUUUUCUACAUACCACUAUUACUGUCAAAUAUUAUUGAUGAAGUAAAGGUAAAUCGAUCAUAUUGAAGUUGGAAUUUAUUGAAAUGAAUUAUGCAUCCAGUACCAAAGCAAUGAUUUAUGUACUUCAAAAGUAAAGAAGUUUUGAACAAGACAACAGAUUGCAUGCAUAAUUAUGCAUAAAAUUAAUGAACAGUAUAUGUCACUAUUAUAACCAUUUUAUCAUCAAAAUACUGUAUGUUCAUACUUUGCUAGAAAUAAUAAUAUAUGCUAAAAUCAUAUUUUAUUAGAAAUAAAAGUAUAUGCUAUUUUGUUACUCUGAUAGAUAUAAAGGUAUCUGCUAGGUUCAUACUAUAAAAGAUAAUAAGCACAUUCCGUCACAUCAGUUUUCUGGAAAAUUCUGUAUAUUAAAUGACUAAGGAAAAUAAUGCUUAUGGUUUACAGAAUUUGUCUUAACCGAAUCAAGAAGGCUGAAACAUCUACAGUACUACUGUCGUUAUUUGUUCACCAUGUCUGACGAAUCCGUUUGCUUUUCAUGACAUCCUACAUCUUCAUGUCAACCAAGCAAAUUUAUUGACGUUGUUUAGUAGCUUUAAAUGAUAGUUAAAAUAGAUUUGUAGCUGUUAUCCUUCCCUGAUCGUAUUAUGUUAUACCGUAUUCCUAUGUAAUCAUUGAUUAUAACGGAUUUACCACACGCUAUUUUUACAAUUGAUUGUAAAAUGUUUUUUUUAUAUGUGUUGUAAUAUCUUCUAAUUCUCCUCUUAAAUAUUUUAACCCUUUUUUUUAAUUGUGCUGGGCUCUCUAACAAAGCAUUUUAUACGGAAGAGACUACCCUUGGUCAAUAAAAGAGAAGAAAAGAUGAACGAAUUAAUUCAUUAAUUAAUAAACAAACAAAUAUAUAAAUAAGUAAAUAAUGUUACGAUGGAGGAAUUGAAACGGACAAUGAAAUGGCUGGUGUGUACGAGCUUUAAUUAUGAUCUUCUCUUUUUCUCUUUUACUCGAUCCAUCAUCGCUUUUGAAUACACACCCA